This is a messenger RNA of Musca domestica (house fly), 1101 nucleotides long. RefSeq names its product seminase. Gene Ontology annotation, molecular function: serine-type endopeptidase activity. Gene Ontology annotation, biological process: proteolysis. The transcript has a single exon. The record is from RefSeq and is a predicted model, not a curated record. The coding region runs from base 166 to 969 and encodes 267 amino acids. NCBI's taxonomy places the organism in Eukaryota, Metazoa, Arthropoda, Insecta, Diptera, Muscidae.
UGGAAGUUUAUUUGAAAUUAAUUGAUUAAGUUCGAAACAUUGCAGUAUGUUCCGGAUACUGCAGCGGAAUCUGGACUACACGGAAUUUAACUACAAAAACUAAAAAAAAAAAAAAUAAAUUAUUGCCUACAUCAAAUGUUCCAUCUUCCAACGAAAAUAUUAUAAAUGUCCAAGAAGUUACACCUGCCAUGGACAAUCAUAGCUCUAUCUGUACUCCUGUUGCCACUACAACAACCAAAUGCCCGAGAAAAUAACUCAAGUGUUCAAGCUGCCGAAAUCAAUUCUCGCAUAGUUGGAGGUGAUGCCACCACCAUUGAUAAGGCAAAAUAUUUGGUUUAUUUGCGGAUAAAUGGCAAGUUCAUCUGCGGCGGCAGUUUGGUGUCUCCCAAAUUUGUCAUUACCGCCGCCCAUUGUAUAGACGGUGUUAAUCCCUCCAAAGUCACGGUGGUGGGUGGAGCUACCCGCCUCUCCGAACCGGGUGUAAGGCGCAGCGUUACCAAAAUUAUAAAACCUCAAAACUAUAACAAACCCAAACCCUAUCACAUGGAUGUAGCUGUAUUGAAACUGGCAUCGGACAUGAAGGGUGACAAUAUUGAAACGAUACCAUUGUGUGAAGCAAACUGGAAGUUUGGAGAUUAUAUUGAUGUCUAUGGAUGGGGUCAGUUGGCGGAAAAUAACAAGGCACAAGUUCAACAAAUGCGUAAAGUUCGUGUGCCCCUUGUGUUGCGCAGUAAAUGCGUGGAGGCGUAUCGUCAACGUGAAACCAUAACGGAUUCAAUGUUUUGUGCUGGCGACUUGGCCAAGGGCAAGGAUUCGUGCUAUGGGGAUUCGGGCGGACCGGCCAUAUUUCAAAAUCAAUUGUGCGGAAUUGUUUCGUGGGGUUUACGUUGUGCCAGUACUAAGUAUCCCGGUGUCUACACGAGCAUCAAGUCCGUGCGUAAUUUUAUCGAUAGAGCUAUGAAACUUUAAAUGUGUCCUCAAUUUAGAAUUAAGAAAAAUUAAUUUUAAUAAAUAUUUUAGAAAUGGCAAACAAUAAAAAUCGUAAUACAAUAAAAAUAACAACAAUAUUUCGAGUUUGGGAUCGCCCGAAAAAAUACUGAC